Tribolium madens (black flour beetle) is the source of this 535-nucleotide messenger RNA. RefSeq names its product cuticle protein 19-like. NCBI's taxonomy places the organism in Eukaryota, Metazoa, Arthropoda, Insecta, Coleoptera, Tenebrionidae. Gene Ontology annotation, cellular component: extracellular matrix. The coding region runs from base 11 to 448 and encodes 145 amino acids. The record is from RefSeq and is a predicted model, not a curated record. The transcript is spliced from 4 exons.
AAUCAGAAACAUGUUUACUAAAGUUUUCGGAUUUGCCCUUUUAGCUGCGUACGUCCAAGCUCAAGGACACCAUCAAGGGCAUGCCAAUUCGUAUGUUUCCUACACUCAAGGAAGUUCUUUAGGACUUGGAAGUUACGGAAGUUCUUCCGGAUUAUCUCUAAGCCACGCCGCUCCGGUUCUUGUCCACAGUGCCCCAAGCCAYCACGAAGAACACCACUAUGCCCAUCCCAAAUACGAAUUCAAAUACGGAGUUGAAGACAAACACACCGGCGAUAUUAAAUCGCAUGAAGAGACCAGAGAUGGGGACGUAGUCAAGGGUUCUUAUUCUCUCCACGAACCUGAUGGUACCAUCUUGGUGGUUCACUACACUGCUDCGAAGAAAACUGGRUUCAAUGCUGUGGUUCAAAGACAAGGACAUGCUGCCCAUCCACAACACUCUCACCACUAAAUGAAGACUUUCGAUGCCAUAAUACCACAAUGUUAUUUAUUUUUGUAAUAAAAUAGAAUUAUUUUUUUAAUAAAAUGAUAAAAUAUA